This is a messenger RNA of Hemiscyllium ocellatum (epaulette shark), 5737 nucleotides long. It is a transcript of the gene csgalnact2, whose product is annotated as chondroitin sulfate N-acetylgalactosaminyltransferase 2. Gene Ontology annotation, molecular function: glucuronosyl-N-acetylgalactosaminyl-proteoglycan 4-beta-N-acetylgalactosaminyltransferase activity. Bases 1222 to 2889 code for a protein of 555 amino acids. NCBI's taxonomy places the organism in Eukaryota, Metazoa, Chordata, Chondrichthyes, Orectolobiformes, Hemiscylliidae. Gene Ontology annotation, cellular component: Golgi cisterna membrane. The transcript is spliced from 11 exons. The record is from RefSeq and is a predicted model, not a curated record.
UCCUGUUGGUAUAACUGCAAGCAAACUAGAAUCCUGGCUCACUCUUUGUGCCUGCUUGUACCUAGGUACUGGCUCUUUUACUUUCCGUCUUAUGUCUGAAUUUCGUUCGAUAUCCCAGGAGUGCAGUGUCUGACUGUGGUUCAAAACUCUGUGGCUGGUUAUUACUCAAACCUUAUUUGACUUAGUUCAACAACCAAGGAGUCAAGUGAAAACAGCAUUGGAGAUGACUUAGUGUGACUGCACUGCACAAGUUUGUAGUAUUGAGACUGCGCUCGCUAGCACAGACCUAAAGCAUGCGGGCAGACAUAGCUGUUUGGAUCUCAGUGUCCACAGAAGUGCAAUGGGAGAUUUGCAGUGUUACCAGAUAUUCCAACGACUUGUGUUACUCUUUGAACAUAUAGGAUUGAUCAAGCAAAACGGCUUCCUCUGGAGACAGGCUCCUGUAUGCUUUCUUAUCACUUAUUGAUUCAUGACCAACCAGCAAUCAAGUCUGCGAAGAUGAUCAGGACCAUGUUGCUGUGACACCUGAAACAAUCGCUCGAGAGGCCCAAAGUGGUUUGAUGGACACUGGAAUAAAGUGUUUUGACACAACAUCUUCUUGUGAACCUGAACCUAUUCAGUAUUUUCAUUAGGGUUUAACUACAGUAGAAAGCCCCAGUCUGCUUUGACCAAUAUAAUUAGCUGUGUUAAACUGUUCAGUUGCCUGGUAUUGAUCAUCGGUUUUCCUUUGAAGCUAUGUUCCGCCUAUAUAAAACUUAACCAGCACCCAGGUUUGCUGGAAAUUGCUGCCUUCAGGUCUGAGCAAAUAGAAUCCAGGUUGACACAAAUAAAGCAAAACUGGUAAUACUCUACGGAAAUCCUGUUGCUUCUGAAAGGGGCCUCACCUAAACGAACUGAAGAGUCAUUGGAGAGCAGAGAUAAAAUGCAACUGGAGUCUGAUUUAAGAAACCCGACCAUGCUGAAGCACUGCAGAUUCAUCUGAGAUCCUGCAGAUUCAAAGUCCUUUGUCCUCUUAGUGGCCCAAUUGACUAGGUCCAGCCAUGUUCUGUGCUGGCCUCCUAUCAAGUUAAUUCUGUUUCGCCAACUCAGGCAGAACGGCAGGAGCGUUCAUCAAGAGAUUGGAUGCAGAGAAUCUGGUAAUCUAUGGCUUUAAAGCGAAGCUGUCCUGAAGCUGGCUAGACUGGAGCAAGCUCUACAUCAAUGAGGUGACAUGUUCUUCCAAUGAGAAAGUCUGCAGCAAUUCUUGUGAGAAUGCCUCGCCGAGGCCUAUUGAUGCAGGCUUGGACACGCCGUCUACUGCUGGGCCUCGCUCUUUUCUUCUGCCUCAUCUCCCUCUUGUACUUACUGGAGUGCACGCCCCGGCCAGACAAUGACCCUCUCCUCCUUGGCAUUCCAGGAAAACCGUAUGGCAAAGAAUACUAUCAGGCCCUCCUUCAGGAACAAGAGGAGCACUAUCAGACCCGGGCAGCAAGUCUCAAGCGGCAAAUCACUCAGUUAAAGCAGGAACUCCAGGAAAUGAGUGAGAAGUUGAAAUCUGUGCAGGAGAAGAAGGGUCCAUCUCUAACCGGCGGAGGUGCCCAGAGCAGCAAGGAAAACUUUCCCAAUGAUCUACUGGAGUUCUUGCACUCGCAGAUCGAUAAAGCUGAGGUCAGUGUGGGUGCCAGAGUGCCCAGUGAGUAUGCGGUGGUGCCAUUUGAAAGCUUCACCCUGACCAAAGUGUACCAGCUGGAGAUGGGCCUGACCCGGCAUCCUGAGGAGAAAGCAGUGAGGAAGGAUCGAAGGGAUGACUUUGCUGAAGCCAUUGAGGCUGGAAUUGAGGUGUUGAAUAACCCUGAGGAAGAGGAGGAAGAGCAGGAUAAUGAUGAUGAUGAUGAUGACCGGGCACAGAAACACAGCUACACUGAGAAUGACUUUGUAGAAGGCUACUACCGUACAGAAAGAGACAAAGGGACCUUGUAUGAACUGUUCUACAAAAAGGAAUUUCUGGAUGAAUUUCAACAUAUCACACUCUUCCGUCCUUUCGGGCCACUCAUGAAAGUCAAAAGUGAAACAAUCGAUGUCUCGCAGCAGAUCAUCAAUAUCAUCGUUCCUCUGUCCGGCCGCACUGAAGCGUUUGCCCAGUUCAUGCAGAAUUUCAGAGAUGUGUGCAUUCGACAGGAUGGACACGUUUACCUCACGGUCGUCUACUUUGGCCAGGAAGGGUUAGGUGAAGUGAAGAAGAUCCUGGAAAUGACUGCCAGUGAAACUAAUUUUCACAACUACACUCUGGUUCCUUUGGCUGAUGAGUUUUCUCGAGGACGUGGUCUGGAUAUGGGAGCCCAAGCCUGGGAGAAGGGAGAGGCACUGAUGUUUUUCUGUGAUGUGGAUAUUUAUAUAUCUCCUGAGUUUCUUAACAGCUGUCGAAUAAACACAGAGCCUGGUAAGAAAGUGUUCUACCCUGUUGUGUUCAGCUUGUACAAUCCAGCUAUUGUCUACGCCAAUCUGGAUGGUGCCCCAUCCAUUGAGCAGCAGCUGGUGCACAAGAAAGAUUCUGGGUUCUGGCGAGAUUUUGGAUUUGGGAUGACUUGUCAAUAUCGCUCCGAUUUCCUCACUAUUGGUGGCUUUGACCUGGAUGUGAAAGGGUGGGGAGGGGAGGAUGUCCACCUGUACAGAAAGUAUCUCCACAGUGACCUGAUUGUGGUGCGGACUCCGGUCUCCAGCCUCUUCCACCUGUGGCACGAGAAGCAUUGCGCAGACGAGCUGACUCCAGAGCAGUACCGCAUGUGCAUUCAGUCAAAAGCCAUGAACGAGGCUUCCCAGGCUCACCUUGGGAUGCUGGUGUUUCGAGAUGAGAUUGAGGCCCAUCUCCGCAAACAAGCCUACAGGACUGACAGCGACAUUCCUGACUGAGUCAGAGGCCUUUGCUAUUUGGCCUGUUCAGGCUUUUACAUUUGCGGUCUUUGGGUCAGCACCUGUUGUGUUUAGUAAUGGGACCACAGAUGACAAAAUAUUGUAUUACAUUGUGCUGUUGCAGUGCUUAAUCAAUGGCCCAAAAUGCGCUGAUGAGUUUACACAUCUGCGAGGAGUUCAGCGUUGUGUGUGCCAUUUGCUCUCACAAUACAAGUGUACCAGAGAUCCCAGAUACUCAGGAGUUUGUUGAGUGCUGGGGAGAAAAGAAUUUGCCUCUUCAGGUAUUCCUAUCCUUCACGCAAAGGGUCUUGCAUGAUAGGCACACUGUUGUUUGAAUGACUAGAUCCACCUAGUUCAGGAAUUUCCAGGGUUUCAAUAUGAACUUAUGGAAUAAUGACUAGGUAUGGAACAGUAUUAAUCUUCAGUGAAUAGGAUCACAUAUGCGCAAUUUCUAUGCACACUCUUUAUACUGCCAUUUUGUUUCCAGCCAUCUGUGGAAUGUUAUGCAAAGCCUCGCGAGUAGAAGGCCAACCAAGUCCUAGAAUCACCACCAAUUGUGUACAUAGAGGUCAGUUCAGCUCGCCUGAUUGUAUUAUGGACUCCAGGCUAAAGGACAUCAUAUUCGACUCUAAAUGAAGCACAUCAUGCAAACUGAUAGCAAGAGAGUGCUGCACUGCUAGCGGGGUGCUAUUCUUUGAAUGAAACGUUCAGUCGGUGCUCCGUCCCAUGGUAUUAUUCCAAGAUGAACAAAGGUCUCCUCCCAUUGUCUUGCCCAAUAUCUCGCUCUCUUUAUCUCUCAAUCAACACUCAUAAACAGAUUGACUGAUAUCAUUAUUUCUAACACAGAAUCAUUGGUGUUUUUAUCCCACAAGGAGAGAAUGCUACAAUCUCAGCAGGAGUUAUUAAGAUUGAGGGAGAAAGAGAUCCCACAUUAUUUUUAACUUCAAUAAUUGAACUUAUGUGUGAAUGUAACUAAAACAUUAGACUCAUUUUUCAACAUUUCUAAACUAUUUCAUUGUGUGUAAUAUGCUUCGAGAUGUUUCUGAGACAUGAAGUCCUCGUCUGUUGUAAUGUCUAUGUCUUUUAUCCUCUGAGGCCCAGUUUAGCUCAAUUAGCUGGAUGUCUGGUUUACAAUGCAGAGUACUGCAAAUAGAGUGGGUUCAAUUCCUGCACUAAGAGAUUCUUCUCAACCUCAUCCAUUGUCUUGAGCAUGGUGUCCCUCAGGUUAAGCCAUCACCAGUCAUCUCUCUUUAAUGAGAGAGCAGCCCUAUGGUCUGGUAGGACUAAUAUGACUUUACCUUUUAUCUUUUACCUUCUGCACACUUUUCUUUCCUCUGCUAAAGACUUGGAAAUGUGCUUCCCUCCCAAGACAUGAUGAGUAUGUAUUUCUGCAAGCCUGCAGACAGAAAAUGUGAUUUGUUCAUUAAUGGGCAAAACCUCGAGACUUGUGUGAUAGAGCCACAAGAGGUAGGAGAUUUGUGCUAUUGGAUUCUUAAUUAUAUUUUCAAUUCCUUUAUGUUUAUUUGGUGUAUGUGAGGCUAGUGGGGAGAAGAGUAGAUAAGAAUCAUUCCAGCAACAAAACUACCCAAAUCUGCAAUCAUUUUAUCUAACUUAGUUGGAUUGAUCUUCCAUAUCUAACUGUAAGGAAAACUGCGAACAUGACGGUUCGAUAGAUGUUUACCUGUAAGAUUCUCCUUCAAAUAAUACAAAGUACAUGUGGCAUAUUCCUGAGAUCAUGGUUCAGAUGAUAAAGCUUCUAGCCAAUGUUGUCUCUAAGCUCCACAACUGCUCUAGGGAUCUAGAGUGGACGGGUGGCACGGUGGCUCAGUGGUUAGCACUGCUGCCUCACAGCAUCAGGGUCCCAGGUUCAAUUCCAGCCUCGGGUACCUGUCUGUGUGGAGUUUGUACAUACUCCCUGUGUCUGUGUGGGUUUCCUCCGGGUACUCUGGUUCCCUCCCACAGUCCAAAGAUGUGCAGCUUAGGUGAAUUGGUCAUGCUCAGUGUUAGGUGCAUUAGUCAGAGAGAAAUGGGUCUCGGCGGGUUACUCUUCAGAGGCUUGAUGUGAAACAGGGCCUGUUUCCACACUGUAGGGAAUCUAAUCUAAUCUAAUCUGAGGUUUGCAAACUGAUGUGCCAGCACGUUGACUUCCUCUCUCAGAAGUCAUUGCUACGCACUGAAAGGUUCAUGCACUAGAGGGAGUAUUGCUUCUUGCUAUCAAAACUCCCAUCUUAUGCUGUGGAAAUGGGAUGUGGGUGUUUGCAGUGAGAUCAACAUUUAUCACUCAUCCCUCACUGUCCUGAACUGCUGCCUGGGACCACUACUAUCCUUAGGGUGUAAGUACCCGCAGUUCGGAAGGCAAUUCCAGGAUGUUGACCCAGUGAUAGUAAAGGAAUAGCGAUGUAAUUCCAAAUCAGGAUAGGGAACUUGGAUUGGAACUUCCAGGUAGUGUGUUUGCAUGCCCUUAUAUCUCAAGAUGGCAGGAGCUUGCAGGGUUGGAAAGAGCUGUCAAAGGACCAUUAGUAAUGAUGUGUUGCAGUGUAUCUCGUAGAUGCUACGCAUUGUUGCCAUUGUGCAUUAUGGUGAUGCAGGCUUUGAAUUUGAGGGUGUCCGAUACCUACUCUUUGAAUGGACUACUUUGUGCUUGAGUGUGCUGAACUUCUUCAGUGUUCUGAUUAGAUUCCCUGCAGUGUGGAAACAGGCCCUUCGGCCCAACAAGUACUCCAUCCCUUCAAAGAGUAACUCACCGAGACCCAUUUCCCUCUGACUAAUGCACCUAACACUAUGGGCAAUUUAGCAUGGCCAAUUCACCUGACCUGCACAUCUUUAGACUGUGGGAGGAAACCCACGC